Molecule: messenger RNA, 1997 nt
Organism: Pseudomyrmex gracilis
Lineage: Eukaryota; Metazoa; Arthropoda; Insecta; Hymenoptera; Formicidae
Exons: 1
Molecular function (GO): RNA-DNA hybrid ribonuclease activity; nucleic acid binding
Source: RefSeq, a predicted model, not a curated record
CACAUCCGCUGUCUCCGGCUCUGUACGCCUACAGAGAGAGCAGAUCAACAGAUACUGCUUUGCACCAUCUCGUGGGCGGAGUCGAAGUGCAGUUGGAAGCAAAGGGAUAUGCCCUGGGCGUCUUUCUGGACAUAGAGGGAGCUUUCGAUAGCACUUUAUAUGAUGUCAUCAGGGAAGCAAUGACCGGGCAUCACAUUCCCGCUGCUCUAGCAGACUGGACACAAAGCAUGCUAACAGGAAGAACCCUGACUGCCAAUCAUGGGGACUCAAGUGUGCAUGGUUUCCCCGCAAAAGGAUGCCUACAGGGAGGAGUUUUAUCUCCCCUGCUUUGGUGUCUGGUCGCGGAUGAACUUCUACGAGAAUUACAGAAGAAAGGCUUCCUCGUCUUUGGUUACGCUGAUGACGUGGCUAUUAUAGUGCGGGGUAGUUUUCUUUCAACACUUAAGGAGACUAUGCAGAAAGCCCUUAAGAUCAUGCAAGACUGGUGUCAAUCAAAAGGACUUAAGGCUAAUCCACUAAAGACCAAGGCCAUGAUUUGCACCAGGAAAUACAAACCUGAAGCCAUUGAGCCGCUUAGACUCUGGCAAAAAGAUAUAGAAUACGUCCAGUCAGUAAAAUAUUUGGGAGUCCACCUAGACACCAAACUGAAUUGGAAAACACAUCUCGAUAUAAAGAAAUCCAAAUUCUACGCCUUGUAUUGGGCGUGUAGAAGAGCAAUGGGAAAAUCCUGGGGUAUGAAACUAAAUACUGCCCUAUGGAUAUACAAAGCGAUACUUGUACCGAGGUUAACGUAUGCUGCUGUUGUUUGGUGGCCCAGAGUGGAAAAGAUGGAGUCAAAGAACCUACUAAAAAGCCUACAAGGUAAUUACUUGAGGGCUGCGGUAGGGAUUAUGAGAACGACACCAACAGAAGCGCUGGAAGUGGCACUCUGCAUUCCAUCUCUAAGAUUGCCCAUCAUCAGCGCUGCCAAACUCACAGCAUAUAGACUAAGGUGUCAGGGGGAGUGGAGAGAUUUCGGUGUAGGUCAUACUAGGCUCGAGUUUCUUCACAAACCUCCCUUUACCUUAAAGCAAGAUAGAAUAUCCAGAAUACGCCAAGUGGACAAGGCGUUCUCCAUAAACUUGACCACCAGGGCGGACUGGAAAAAUAAAAAUCUUCAGAUCCAGCCGGGCACUCAUGCAUGGUUUACUGAUGGAUCUGGAGCAAACGGCUGCUAUGGAGCAGGCAUCUACUGUCCAGGAUUAAAUCACAGAGAGUUUUUCUUUUUGGAUAAAUUGGCCACGGUCUUUCAAGCGGAAGUCCUGGCCAUUCUGGAAUGUGCAAGACUCCUACUCUCAAGAGAGACAAAAACUAGGAGGAUCAAUAUCUAUACGGAUAGCAAAGCAGCCAUAGGAACUUUUGCCAAGACCACCACUGAAUCUUUAGUGGUUUGGGACUGUAUGCAAGCUCUAAACAAAUUGGGCGAGCAAAACAACAUCACGCUUGUCUGGGUACCUGGCCACCAAGGUAUCCAAGGAAAUGAAGUGGCUGAUAGUCUGGCAAAACUGGGAACCUUGGAGGAACCAGUCUGCCAGAAAGUUGGAGUUCCCUUUGCGACAGGGAAAAACCAUAUCAAGAACUGGCUGAAAAGGGAGCACAGGAUUUCUUGGGAGAUACUGAAGAGCUGCCGCCAAGCUAAGGCCCUGAUGACUCAGCCAUUGCCAGGUAAGACCAAAGAACUACUGACAAUGAGUAAGUACAGACAAAGACUGUGCAUAGGUCUCCUCACAGGGCAUUGGGCCUUCAAGGCACAUUUAUUCAACUUAGGCCUAGUUGAGGAGAGUAGUUGUAGAUUUUGUAGUGAGGAGGAGGAGGACAGCGUGCACAUAUUGUGUCGCUGCCCGUCUCUGGCACUCAAGAAAUUCAGAUUUUUGGGCUCCAUGUUUGUGGAGCCCGAGGACCUGAAAAUAAUUAAAAUCGGCCAACUGUGUAGCCUGGCAGCAAAUGCCGGGUUUUAG